AUGGACAAGACCUCCAAAGCUCGAGAUGAUGAUGAAGCCAACCAAGAGCGCCCGGGGGCUGCGCCGCCCUCGAGCUUGCUGAACGAUCUAGUACCCCCUCCUGGAACGAUGUAUUUUGGGCACCGAAGCUAUAAUAUCCUGAACAGCGCCGAGAUAGGUGACUCGGACAAAUUUGGCACGGUGACUUGGAACAUCGACGCCUACACAUAUGCCGCCGGCGCCGUCGCGCCUACCGACCCGACCUUCUCUGCCAAGGGCGGGUCGAUUUACAUCGUUAUGGUGCACAGCGGCUUCGUCAAGAUCUACGACACGUACAACCAAGACACUUGGGAUCGCAUGUUCCUCGAGGUAUACCCCAGCAAUUCGAACCUUGUGGCUAUGACCCAGCUGCCCACCACUGGGUCGGGGAAUCAAGUAGAGGAUAAUUACAACUACUCGAUCGACUACGGCCAAUCGAUGCAGAUGCUGAAGAAUCAAGGAAACGAGGCAUUCUUGUUCACUGCGAAAUACCAGCAGGGUUUCAGCCGUAUCCUGUCCAGGCAAACAGGCGUCACUUCUGAUCUUGUCCAUUUCGGAAUCGAUAGGGCGGGGCACUCCGAAGAACAUCGCAUCACUGAAAUCUGCGGCCUUUCCCUGUUCACUCAUAAGAAUCCUUCCCAAUUCCCGGUUACCCCAGGAUGGAAGUUUGAUAUCAAUGGGGACAAUCACUGGACCGUCAGCGGGGGCUUCACUUUAUCACUUGGGUUUUGA
Molecule: messenger RNA, 750 nt
Organism: Pleurotus ostreatus (oyster mushroom)
Lineage: Eukaryota; Fungi; Basidiomycota; Agaricomycetes; Agaricales; Pleurotaceae
Exons: 6
Coding region: 1-750 (249 amino acids)
Source: RefSeq, a predicted model, not a curated record